AUCUCCUCUGUUCUCCAGCACUGACACAAAUUGCAGGCAAAUGCUGAUGUGUUCCAUGCAGCGGCACGGACAGAGUGUCUGUUCAGCUGUGCGUCUCACGUCUUGGAUCAGAGGAGAAACAGACUGAGCUCCAGAAAACCAUCCUAAUUGUUAUUUUGUAAUAAUCGUUUUCGGUGCAUUCCUGCUUAUUAUUUAAAUGUAAACAACGUAUAUGAUUUGUGAUAAACUGCAACCAACGUGGCUAUGAAUGUACACACUGGAACUGGAAAGCAGAAUCUGUGGUGUAGUGACGCCAUCGCCCUAAAGCCGAACUCAAGGUGACGAAGAAGGUGAACUCAACAAUGUCUACAAUGACAGACAGUAAUGAGUGACAUACAGGCCAGCAGAGGGUAGAGCAGAACAAAGCUAUUCCACUGUUUGAGCAGGUGGACUGAUCUUCCCGUUAUCCCAGGUAAAACAGAGGAGUCUAUUUUCCAUUCAGGGUAGGACAAUGGAAAGGUGCCGGCACCCUCCGCUACUGCUGUGGUUUACUGCAGCCGUAGCAAUGAAUAUACUGGGAGGUAAUGCUGCACUUGCAGGAGAAGACAAACUGCAGGUAAAGAACUGGACCAACAACUCUCUGAAAGUUAUUCCUCAGUGUAACACCAGUUGCUCUGUUACUAAACUGCUGAUUGAAGGGAAUUUGAUCACUCUGAAUAAAGCUGACAGACUAGCCCUGGCUAGUUAUACCAGACUGGUAGAACUCCACCUGGGGGGUAACCUGGUGACUGGUAUACCAGCCAAAUACUUCUCUGUGGUACCACACCUCAGAGUGCUCUCUCUGUCGGGAAACAAAAUCAGCAGCCUGGACCCAGAGUCUUUCUCUGGGCUUGAUGAUCUGACAGAGGUGGACCUGUCCCACAACCUGCUGACAAGUCUCCACACACAGCUAUUCAGACAGCUAAAGACUCUACAGGUGCUGAACCUUCAGGAAAACCCCUGGAACUGUUCCUGCCCACUGCUGAGCAGUAUUGGAGCGCUCAAAGCAGCAGGAGUUACCAUUGGCUGUGCAGGGGGACCACGAGUCAGCUGUGCUUCUCCAGAAAAUCAGGUUGGAACGGAUCUUUUGGAGGCUACAGCUGUGUGUUACCCAUCAGCACCAGCACCAACCUUCACCACAGACCAACACAAAAUGCCAGUCAAUAUCCAGCAGUCUAGGGCCUCAACCACUGUGCUGCAGACCACGUUGAAGAGCCAGAACCACAACAAUAAAGACCAGACACCUGUGCUCGGCAACUCAUGGAAGUUCACAGCGUGUGUUGUAGCCUUGGCUCUGUUCACCUCCAUGCUCAUCGUAUGUGCCAUAAAGGGGCCUUCCUGGUACAGGCUCUUCCAUAACUACCGCCAUCGGAGACUACGCCAAGAAGAGGAUGGGGAUGCGGUGUCCACAGUUUUCUCAGACACAGGGACACACUUGAGUCAUCAGACAUUCACCUUUAGGCAAGACAACGGGCGGAUGGAGGGGGAGCAAGAGGAGGAGGAGGAUGGGUAUUUUGAGGAUCCAUACAUCAAGAGGGAAGAGUGA
This is a messenger RNA of Morone saxatilis (striped sea-bass), 1564 nucleotides long. RefSeq names its product leucine-rich repeat-containing protein 19-like. Gene Ontology annotation, biological process: interleukin-8 production; positive regulation of non-canonical NF-kappaB signal transduction. The transcript has 6 exons. Bases 491 to 1564 code for a protein of 357 amino acids. Lineage: Eukaryota; Metazoa; Chordata; Actinopteri; Moronidae. Gene Ontology annotation, cellular component: plasma membrane. The record is from RefSeq and is a predicted model, not a curated record. Gene Ontology annotation, molecular function: signaling receptor activity; protein binding.